Messenger RNA from Erinaceus europaeus (western European hedgehog), 778 nucleotides. RefSeq names its product BCL2 like 15 (gene BCL2L15). Bases 178 to 669 code for a protein of 163 amino acids. NCBI's taxonomy places the organism in Eukaryota, Metazoa, Chordata, Mammalia, Eulipotyphla, Erinaceidae. Gene Ontology annotation, biological process: regulation of apoptotic process. The transcript is spliced from 4 exons. The record is from RefSeq and is a predicted model, not a curated record. Gene Ontology annotation, cellular component: cytosol; nucleus.
UUCCACAUUUCUGAGCAGCUAUUUUUGAAGAAAGUUGUUAGGAAAGGAUCUAGCAAGCACUUUCCUGUUAGGAAACUACAAGAGGUAGAACUAUCUGCUGAUUUACCAGUGUUUCUGACUUCCAGUUAAGCUGAAAAUUACUUGUUUUGUGAAAAAGCAAAACUUCAAGCAUCUAGAAUGAAGAGUCCUCAAACUUUUGAGGAGAAAACAGAAUGCAUUGUGAAUGCCCUACUCACAGAUUUCUUGGGCACUACUUCACUUGUUUGUAACCGGGAAUUAACUGGUACAUAUGAAACAGAUUCAGGAGAAGUUUACUCUUUUGAUGCUGCCAUCAUUGCUGGUCGCCUUAGGAUGUUGGGUGACGAGUACAAUGAAGAAUUGGAAGCUUCUGUCCAAAGCAUCAUUAAAGGAGCCAAGACUGAACAGGGAGGAACUACACUUCAAGAAACAGCAACAUCUCUCAGCAAGGCCUGGUGUGAUCAGAAUUCCACUUUAGCUUAUGAGAAAGCUUUCCUGGCUGUGUCAGUGAAACUUGUUAAACUUGUGGUCCAAAAAGCUCCUGAAAUGGCAAGAAAUAUAGCUAUCUCCAUGACAAAUAUGAUCAAUGAGAGCCAUGCCCUCCGGGAGUUCAUCCAUGACCAGGGAGGCUGGGAAAAUCUGGAAAGCUGAAGAAGAGGUGGAGCCAUUUGCCAACCUGUGCCUUACUUCCUCUUUGACUGAUUAGGCAAUUGUUCUCUAACAAUAAAGAUAACCAAAUAACCACUUUUUGAGGACAGAA